This is a messenger RNA of Pneumocystis jirovecii RU7, 1722 nucleotides long. RefSeq lists its product as uncharacterized. The coding region runs from base 1 to 1722 and encodes 573 amino acids. The record is from RefSeq and is a predicted model, not a curated record. Gene Ontology annotation, biological process: regulation of transcription by RNA polymerase II. Gene Ontology annotation, molecular function: transcription corepressor activity; protein binding. NCBI's taxonomy places the organism in Eukaryota, Fungi, Ascomycota, Pneumocystomycetes, Pneumocystales, Pneumocystaceae. The transcript has 6 exons. Gene Ontology annotation, cellular component: Set3 complex.
AUGAAUAGCAAAGAGGUUAAUUAUCUUAUAUGGAGAUAUCUUCAGGAAUCAGGCAAAACAAGCACUAUUUUAUUUUUUAUAAUAAAAAAAAUAGGUUUUGAACAUACAACAUUUACAUUUCAACAUGAAUCAAGUGCACAUUUAGCAGAUACCAGCUGGGCACGUGAAGUUUCAGCAGGUGCUUUGAUUAAUGUUCUGCAAAAAGGACUUCAAUAUAUGGAAGUUGAAGCACAUGUUGAUAAAAAUGGGAGUAUGAGGCGUUGUGUGCUUCCUUUUUCAUUGAUUGGGAGACAUUUCUGUGAAAAUAAUGAAACAGUGCUACCAGAAACUUUAGGAGACUCGGAUUUACAUGGACGUGAAAAACAAGCUCUUUCUAAUAGUUUGGAUGAAGGUGUUCAUAGGAUGGAACAGAAGGAUUUGAAUAUUUCUAUAGAAGUAAAUGAAGUUGAUGGAUCAAAGGAGAUUAAGGAACUUAAUGAAUCUUCAGAGACAAAAGAACAAACAAGAACAAUGGGGGAAACAAAAUCAUUUGGAUUACCAGAAUUGGCGGGGGAAAUGGGCCAUGUAGAUCUACUAAAGUCAGGAGUGUCUUUGCCAGAUAGUUCGUGGCCGAUAAGGAAAAUAGAAAAAGUGACUCUAUUACGUGGUCAUAAAAAGAAUAUUUUUAUUGGUGCAUGGAAUCCAGUUCAUUUAAAUGUUGUUGCUACAGCAUCGGCUGAUGCUACAGUAAGAAUCUGGGAUUUAUCAGAAAAAAAUCAUAUGUAUGAUCUUUUAGCUAGUGUUGUAUUAAAUGCAGUUCCUUGUCUUAGUGAAAGUAAAGAUAUUACAUCUAUAUCAUGGGAUAAUUCUGGUAAUUAUAUAGCAGCAGGAUCAUACGAUGGUCAAGUUCGUAUAUGGAACUUAGAUGGGACUUUGAAAUAUUUACUAACAGCACAUCACGGUCCUAUUAUGGCAAUAAAGUGGAAUAGUAAAGAUAGUUUGUUACUUACUGCAAGUUGUGAUAGUUUUGUUAUUGCAUGGAAUAUGUUUGAUGGUACUUUAAAGCAUGUUUAUGAUAAAAGACCUUGUGCUGUAAUGGAUGUUGAAUGGAUUAGUGAUGAAGCAUUUGCAUCGAGUGGAAAAGAUGGGUCCUUGGAUUACUGGUCUAUAGAAAAAGUAGAAUUAUUAAGAAGGUGGGAAGGUCAUUCUAAAGAAAUUAAUAGUAUUAAAUUUAAUUCAUGCAAUAAUUUACUUCUUUCGUGUUCGGAUGAUUUCACUGUAAAGAUUUGGUCUUUAGAUAUAUCAUCCCCACAAAAAAUAUUUUUAGGGCAUUCUAAAAGUGUAAUUUCAGUUCAAUGGAAACCUCAACAAAAAAAUGAUAAAACGAUUAUAUUUGCAUCUUGUUCAUUAGAUGGUACAAUAAAAAUUUGGAAUACUACACAAUCAUCACCUUUACAUUCUUUGUCACAUAAUUGGGCUUUUUUUACAAUUUCAUUUAAUCCUAGUGGAGAUAUAUUAGCAGCGGGUACUAAAGAUGGUUCUGUAAUUUUGUAUGAUGUAAAAGAAGGUUAUUUAUUCGCUGAGUAUAACAAAACGUCAGAUAAAGAUUCAAAUAAAAAUUCAGUUAUUGAGCAAGUUUUUGAUAUUUCAUGGUCAAAAAAAGGAGACCAGAUAAUUGUAUGUAGAGCUAAUUGUAACGCUGAAGUUAUUUGUUGGGAUCAAGUGGUUAACUCUUUGUUAUAA